GCAUGAUUUUACUAGAUGUCCAGUCAACCUGACUACUGACCCCAGUGACCCUAUUCCAACCCUAACCGCUUGUGCCCACUGACCCACAUUGCUCUGUUAAUUGACAGUGCAACGAAUUUUGAAAGUCUGUGUGUACUUUAAAUCGGUUCACCUCCUGCUGUUUUGCUUGGUUUAUUUUGUGUUCUGAGAGGGAAAAUAUCAGAAACCGCUGACACAGGUGCAGGGCAAGUGGAGGUAGUAGUUAAGGAUGAGGCCCAAGCCUCACCCUCAACUCCACCUCCCCCUCCUCUGACCCCUGCGCAGCGGCGCAAGAAGGAGAUACAAGAGAAACUGCGAGAGCAACAGGCGAUGCUCGCAGAGGCAGACAGACAAGAGGCUGCAAAGUUGGAAGCUGCAACAGAUGCUUCCAGGAAAGAGCAUCUGCUGCAGCAGGCUCAAAAGACUUUUGCGGAUGUCAGAGUGGCCCAGUGUACAAGGGAUCUGGCUGAGCUGGUACUUUUGCAGGACAAACUUACACCUAGCCAUUUCACAAACUGGGAUGAGAGGAUCCAGCAGCUGGAGACCCGAGUGGCUGAUUUGGGAACUCAGCAGUCAAAGAUCCUGGAUGGCAUCCAGAAUCUGACUGCUCAGUUAACAGCAGCCAACGUCAUCAGCCCCCUGGUCCCUGUGGUCCCCUCUCUAAAGCCCAAGAACCCUUCUCAGCCCCCUUCUCCACCUCCUUCUCCACCUCUUGGGUCUCCUCAUUCUUCUCGCAAGGCUUCUCCCUCUGUCUCCUCCCAGGCCAAAGCCACACCUCCUCCCACCAUUGCUGCUGUUGUUGCUGAGGACCACAAAGGUCCCAAGAUCCUUGCCCCCAACAAAUUCAAGGGGGAUGACCCCAAGAUUGAUGUGGGGGACUGGGCAGCUGGAACCCGGGCCUAUCUGAAGGGGUUCCAGUGCCCAGAGCAGCAAAAGGUGGCCACCGUUGUGGGGCUGCUGGAGGGGCCUGCCCAGAAAUGGGCUACCUCUACAGCAAGUGCCCAGAGUUAGACUUUGGAGGACUGGGCAUUGACACUGGGGCCUGACAAACUUUUACAGUCCCUGAAAGAUAGGUUUGCAGACAAAGAGAGAGUCCGCAAAGCUGCUAAUAAAAUAGUACGCCUGGG
Molecule: messenger RNA, 1145 nt
Organism: Chara braunii
Lineage: Eukaryota; Viridiplantae; Streptophyta; Charophyceae; Charales; Characeae
Source: the annotation of a GenBank genome assembly